Molecule: messenger RNA, 825 nt
Organism: Manihot esculenta (cassava)
Lineage: Eukaryota; Viridiplantae; Streptophyta; Magnoliopsida; Malpighiales; Euphorbiaceae
Product: ATP synthase subunit d, mitochondrial
Exons: 5
Coding region: 101-607 (168 amino acids)
Biological process (GO): proton motive force-driven ATP synthesis
Molecular function (GO): proton transmembrane transporter activity
Source: RefSeq, a predicted model, not a curated record
GCUACGCCUCCGUUCGCGACUGCUGGUGACGCUUUCACACAAAACCAAAGUCUGUAAAUUUUGUUUAGCUGCUGUCAAGGGUGAGGGAAAGCUUGAGAAAAUGAGCGGAACCAUAAAGAAGGUGACAGAUGUGGCGUUUAAAGCAUCAAAGACCAUUGAUUGGGAAGGGAUGGCGAAGCUUCUCGUGUCCGACGAGGCUCGCAAGGAGUUCGCCACUCUUCGCCGUGCUUUCGAUGAGGUUAAUUCCACUCUUCAGACCAAGUUCAGCCAGGAACCUGAACCCGUUGACUGGGAAUAUUAUAGGAAAACAAUUGGCUCACGCUUAGUGGAUAUGUACAAAGAGGCUUAUGACAGCAUAGAGAUCCCGAAGUAUGUGGACACAGUUACUCCAGAGUACAAGCCUAAAUUUGAUUCAUUGUUGGUGGAAUUGAAAGAAGCAGAGGGGAAAUCCCUGAAGGAGUCGGAGCGUUUAGAGAAAGAAAUUGCAGAAGUUCAAGAGUUGAAGAGCAAGCUCAGCACCAUGACUGCUGAAGAGUACUUUGCAAAGCAUCCUGAGCUCAAGAAGAAGUUUGAUGACGAAAUCAGGAAUGACUACUGGGGCUAUUGAGCAUAUUGGCCAUAUAUGGCAUCAAAUUCCUGUUCUUUCUACAAUAAUAAUGACCAACAAAUUGUUUCUUUGUGAUUUUGUUGCUCGGAGUUUGUAGAAUUUGAGCUUCUGUGAUGACCAUAACCAUGUCAAAUGUUGCAUUUUCCAUCUCAACCAGAGUCAAAUUUCCAUGGUGAUGAUUUGUUCAAUCAAGCAUGAAUAAUCGAUACCUUUAGCUA